Salvelinus sp. IW2-2015 is the source of this 1977-nucleotide messenger RNA. NCBI's taxonomy places the organism in Eukaryota, Metazoa, Chordata, Actinopteri, Salmoniformes, Salmonidae. The record is from RefSeq and is a predicted model, not a curated record.
UUUAAAUAUUCAUCCUCCACUAUUUGUUUUGUUUUCUACUGGCAGAAUAGAUAGUGGAAUGAAAUAGCCCAGUUAAACCAGGAAGUUGUCUCUCUCUCUCUCGGAAGGCAGGAAGCAGCGUGGGCUGGCCAGUCUCUCUGUGUCACCGCCUGCGUCACAUGCCAGAGGGGGUUCUCCAGUGACGAUAAGGCUGCGUAGCGGAGCAGUCUGCCACAGACAAGGGGAAGAAAGACCGUGGCUGGUACGGACGGUGCUGUCUGGCUACAAUAGAGACAAAAGCGAGCGGUCUGUUCGAGCAUAAAGCGCAACGGUGUCUCUUGGAUUAUACAUCGUUACUCUAAUGGUGAUCUGAUACCUGGGUUAUUGGGAGGCACGGUGGAGUCAGAGGAGGCUGACCGCRUCACCGUCGAAGACAUCCCAGAGGACGAGCUGGACAUUAGCAGCUGUAACCUAGACGACGACUCCUUCCUCCACCCCUACCCCUCCAAGAGGAGACAAGCCCUGCUGAAGGCUGCGGGGGUGAAGAUCGAUAAGGAGGAGAAGAGGAAGCUCCAGCAGCUGAGAGUGUCCAGGGAGGACUGUGGCUGUGACUGCCAGGGCUUCUGUGAGCCAGAGACCUGCGCCUGCAGCCUGGCAGGCAUCAAGUGUCAGAUGGACCACUCGUCAUUUCCCUGCGGCUGCACUAAGGAUGGUUGCGGUAACCUGGAAGGGCGUAUAGAGUUCAACUCCAGCCGGGUUCAGACCCACUACAUCCACACCAUCAUGAAGCUAGAGCUGGAGAAGAGACUGGAGGAGACGUCUGGACCAGAGGAAGAGGACCUGGGAGAGACAGCCCCAGCCCACGCCCACAACCCCCUGUCCGACCUCCCCUCCAUCCCAGAUGGCCCCUCCUUCUACUUCAGCUCAGAGCUGGCGGCGGUCGGGGAGAACAGCUGUAGCAGCGACAUGACAGACUCCUCUGUCUCCUCGGGGGGGAGUGAGGACUCAGAGGAAGGGGCGGGUUUAGGCCGGGAGGACGAUGCGGAUGAAAACGGACAGCGCCGCGUCCUCAGCUUCAGCGACAACGACUAUAGCGUAAAUAACUACGUUGUUAAUGACAACCGCUGUUGCCCCAAGCAAUGGCUACAGCAGCAGAAGCAGGCGUCGUCCAUGACGACAACAGCCUGGAUGUUGGCAGAGUUUAGCACGGCAGACUUCCCAGAGGAGAAUGACAAUCUAGAGGCGUACACAGACAACCGGGCCAUGGCCAUAUCACCAGGGAUAGAUGAUAACGCUAACCUAGGCAACGGUCUGUUCCACCACCACAGCAGCUGCAGUAUCUCUAACCCCCCAUCCCCCUCCGUAGACUUCCCCAACGCCCAAUCCCCCUCCGUAGACUUCCCCAACCCCCCAUCCCCCUCCGUAGACUUCCCCAACGCCCAAUCCCCCUCCGUAGACUGCCCCAACACCCCAUCUCCCUCAGUAGACGACACCGCUGCCAGCUACAUGGACCUCAGCCUGUCCUCAGAGUCUGACCUGGAGUUCUUUGAUGGUUUCUGUCUGGGUCCUUCCUCCCUCUACAACUCCCUAACAGAGUACCAACACAUGGACAACUUCUUUCACUUCCAGUUGCCUAGUUACCCCAGCAGCCAAUCACAGGCCAGCGACCCCGGGACCUGCCCCCUGGAGUCUCUGAUUGGUCUGUCAGAAUCUGACCCAGAACCCCCUGCAACGUUCACAGACAAUCAGCUGUUGGAAGAAGCCGUCAGGGGUUAACUAUCGGGACCUGAACCGCCAACUGUUUUCUGGACUAUGUAGGGAAUUAGGGGGGAUGGGGGUCAGUGUAAACAGACUUCUGUUGGAAGAAGCUGUGAUUUCUCUCUUGCCUUCUAAAUGUUAGCAAAGCAGUUGGUAAUUAUCGCUAUAUGAAAUGGCAGCUAACGUUUCACUUGGUAAUUAUCGCUAUAUGAAAUGGCAGCUAACGUUUCACUUGGUAAA